Molecule: messenger RNA, 1434 nt
Organism: Australozyma saopauloensis
Lineage: Eukaryota; Fungi; Ascomycota; Pichiomycetes; Serinales; Metschnikowiaceae
Exons: 1
Coding region: 1-1434 (477 amino acids)
Source: RefSeq, a predicted model, not a curated record
AUGUUUGGAUCAAAGCUCAAAAGAGGCUCUCUCAUCUUUCUCAGAAGAAACAGCACGGUUGCUGAUCUUGUCCAGAGACUCAGAACAGAGUCCAAUAUCAAUGUAGCAGAUGCUCGGUCCAUUCUUUCAAGUCGAGCAUUCGAUGAUCAAGAUCUCAAGCUUCUCCACGAACUCUUGAAAUCUGAUGUCGCUACCGAUAUCGCAAACGAAAUUUUGACUCACGGUUUGGCUCACGACUUCUCGCUAUACCAUACUGUUUCAAAAGUACCCAAUCAUAAGUGGAACGACACGGCACUUGCAUCUUUGAUCCAGAACAACCCUGGAAGAGCAUACAGCCUGGAAGCUUUAGCAAAGAAGCAUUCGCAGGGUGAGAUUUCCACCCAAGUACGUCUUUUACUUGCCAACAAACUUCUAAUAGGUGAGAAGAGCGACCAGGGUGAUACCGAAUUUAAGCCCAGCGAGCAAAGCAUCAUUAGAGCUAUUGAAAUAAUCAAUGGCUGCAAAGAUCUGCAGAGCAUGGAGGGUACGCUUAUUAUAUUGUUUGAUGUGCUCCUCGAUCAGGGAUCAUUGGACUUGUUCCGCACCAUCGAGAUCAAUGGACUCGGUGAAUGGAUUUUUGCGAACAAGCUCAGAAAUUUGCCCGAGGAAUCCAGUAGCACACAGUUUCUCUCUGUGGCGCAAAUGGUGUUCCUGGAGAGCCCUGGUCUCUUGAGCAAGGAGGAUUACUGUAAGAUUCUCUCUUUGGAAGGGCUUGACCAAAGCUUCGAGCCGUUCAUGAACGAAGUAUUGGAGUAUGUUGAACUGCAAAAAAUGGAUUUUGAUAAGGCAGAUGCCAAUGCUCUACUCAUCCGUCUCCAACUCAUGGAAACAUAUGGUAUCAACAGAGACGCCGUGGACAUCAUGCUCGAGAAGUUCCAUUUGUAUCAAUCUAAAGAAAAGUUUGGAAUCGAAUUCGUGCAAACGAAGGUUGUCAAAGCCUUCUGUUAUCAAUCGCUAAAGAACGAGGAUGCCACUCAGCUCAAAAUCGCAGAAACUCUUGUUUUGCCUGAAGGUUUGCCGGUGUCUACAGUGGCAGAACUCAUUCUCGCGAAAAGUCAGUUCUCAACCGAGCUGUCGCUUGAAGUUUUCAACGAAUACAUUCAGCUAGUGUCCGAAACGGUAAACGAGGUUACUCAAAGAUCUCCCAAGGGAAUUUUGACCGAGGCGGUAAUUGUUUCUGCCUUGUACAACAAUGACCGAGCAUUCGCCGAGUUAGUUUACCAAAAGGCGAUUGAAAGCAAGACCAUUUCGAACGAGCAUGAAGUGGCCACAGUCAAGAAGGUCUUCAAAGUCUACGGAGAGGCAUUUGUUGAGGACAGCUGGGAGAUUGCCAAGCCAAUCUUCAAAGCGUAUGUCCUUCGCAAGAUCAAAGAGUUGGGCAAGACCGCAUUUUGA